Molecule: messenger RNA, 2272 nt
Organism: Temnothorax curvispinosus
Lineage: Eukaryota; Metazoa; Arthropoda; Insecta; Hymenoptera; Formicidae
Gene: Dlic
Product: cytoplasmic dynein 1 light intermediate chain 2
Exons: 9
Coding region: 1-1335 (444 amino acids)
Biological process (GO): microtubule cytoskeleton organization; microtubule-based movement
Cellular component (GO): centrosome; cytoplasmic dynein complex
Molecular function (GO): dynein heavy chain binding
Source: RefSeq, a predicted model, not a curated record
AUGAUACUUUAUGCGAACGACAAUCAAAUAGGAUUACAUAUUUUUUCAGGUGACAAUGAGAGCGGGAAAACUACGCUUAUAGCUAAACUACAAGGUGUAGAGGACCCGAAGAAAGGUUCUGGGCUAGAAUUUGCAUAUAUCGACGUGAGAGAUGAUUACAGAGACGAUCACACGAGACUGUCCGUAUGGGUUCUAGAUGGAGACCCGGGUCACGCAAAUCUUCUGAGAUAUGCUCUGAACAAAGAGAGGUUUCCACAUACGCUUGUUAUGUUAGUCGCUGCCAUGACCACGCCAUGGGCCAUUCUCGAUCAGCUUCAAUCGUGGGCGGCAUUGUUAGGCGAUCACAUUGACAAAUUACCUUUAGAUAAUGAUACUAGGCAACGAUGCAGGCAGCUCAAUAUUAAGAAGUGGCAAGACUAUACAGAACCAGGAGAUGAACUUGAUCCUGGAAGUCCUUUGCGACGUACAAGUCGUAAUCUGGAUGAUGACACCGCCGAAGGCUUACCCUUACCGGAAGGAGUACUUACAACCAAUUUAGGCCUAGACGUCGUCGUAGUCAUAACGAAAACUGAUUAUAUGUCCACUCUUGAAAAGGAACAGGAUUAUAAAGACGAGCACUUCGACUUCAUGCAACAAUGGAUCAGGCGGUUUUGCUUACAAUACGGCGCGGGUCUCUUCUACACAUCGGCAAAGGAAGACAAGAACUGUGAUUUGCUUUAUAAAUAUUUAACGCAUAGAAUUUACUCUUUACCGUUCAGAACACCGGCAUUGGUCGUCGAAAAGGAUGCAGUACUUAUACCUGCUGGUUGGGAUAACAUGAAGAAGAUUAGUAUUCUGCACGAGAAUUUACAAUCCAUGAAGGCAAACGAUUACUAUCGCGAUGUUAUCGCACAGCCAGCAACGAAUCGAAAAUGCGUUGCUAGAGAAAUGGAGGUUCAGGCGGAAGAUGAGCAAGCUUUUCUCGCGCGGCAGCAAGCAGCUCUGUCGGGCUUGAAAGACCCUACUCGUUCUCCAACGACUCGGAAUCAGGCAAGCCCUGGACCAGUUAUACAGGUCGCGUCACCGAACAAAAAACUGGAUCCCAAGGGUAGCGGCGCGACACCGUCCGGUGAGGGUGUCUUAGCUAAUUUCUUCAAUUCUCUUCUCUACAAGAAGACUGGAGUGCAGCCCGGUUCACCGGGAGCGCCGGGUAGCGUAGGAACAAGUCCCAUGAAACUUGAUGCUACACCGGUGGACAAGGCAACGAUGUGUAAUGACGCAGCAGCGGAGUUAGAUCGUCUUACUCGGACCAAGAAACUUUCACCACCCAACCUGAACUCGUCGUCUGAAUGUUAAAAAUAGCGCGCUUUUUCUUCGCGAUCCAUUGAUACAAUGAAGAUGAUAAAUCGGAAGCUUCGUUGCCAUUAGACAGAAUUCCAACACAAAUCUGAAAUACCUUGUAGCCCACUCGUUAUAAUGGGAACGAUCGUAGGUAAGAUGUGGAUUGCGAAGAGGUAAAAUUUAGCUCUAAUCUAAUCGAUGAUAAUGUAACCUGAUCACAUCGCAAAAGAGAAAAAUUAAAAAAAUAUAUAAUCUGUCUUGCAGUUUUGCGACAGCUUCGAAUGUCGUAAUCGACUAAAUAUCAAUAACGAAGCAGAAAACAAUUAGAAAGCUAUUAAAUUAAUGUGUAAUUAAAAUAUUUAAUAUAAUAAUAUUACUGAGAUAUAUAUGCUUACGCACACAUGUCUUAGCGCCUGGUCAUAGUAAAUUAUUUAGCAACGCCCGUGUACGUGGAAACGGAAACGCGGUUUUUUUUAUCGUUCUAUAUAUUUACAUACGAAUGCACAUCUUUCUCUUUUUCAUAAGCGAAUACUCUUAUGUUUUAUAUACUCGAUCGAUUUUCUUUACGAGAUAGAUCUCCAUGUUGGCUCGUCACUGCAUUCGGUCUAAUUUUGACAACGUAAGUGCCGUUAGCGUUGUAAAAGUGUUGUGCGAAUGCAUGAGAUAGUCUUUUAUACGAAUUGUUCAUAAAAUAAAAUGGGAGAAUCCUUUUAAUGGAAGACGCAGUGCAGUCUUCAGAUUUAGGGAUAAAUAAUGGUACGAGACUGGAACAGAUGUCCAUAUAUCGCGCGUGUAAAUUCUAUAUUUCCUUUGUGGAUUUCUAGCUGAGUAUGUUAUCCGUAGACUCAAGAAAGCAGGUGAGCAGAGAUAUGUACAUUCGAUUAUCAACAUAAAUGUGGCUCUAUGUAUAUGAAAUUCAAAUCCUCGAUGAAAAUAAAUAAUUUUUCGUAUA